AUGGCCAGGAAUCGUCUUAACAAAGAAUGGCAAGAAGUGAAGAGGAAUCCUGAUCCAGAUAUUCAGUUGGAGCUGGCUGGCGACAGCUUCGAGCAGUGGCACGCGACAAUAAAGGGUCCGCAGGACUCACCCUAUGAGGGUGGGCACUUCAAGCUCGACAUUGCCUGCACAGCCAACUACCCUUACGCUGCACCUCAGGUGAGCUUUGCAACUAAGAUCUUCCACCCGAAUGUCAACUACAAUACUGGUGAGCUCUGUCUAGACAUCUUGAAAACCGAUUGGAGUCCGGCGUGGACGUUGCAGUAUGUUUGUCGGGCUGUGAUAGCGCUUUUGCGGGACCCGAACCCGGACAGUCCGCUGAACUGCGAUGCCGGAAACCUCUUGAGAAGCGGUGAUCUAAGAGGAUUUCAGUCGAUGGCUCGAAUGUACACAGUUGAGCAUGCCAUGACUUGA
This is a messenger RNA of Symbiodinium natans, 453 nucleotides long. The record is from the annotation of a GenBank genome assembly. Lineage: Eukaryota; Dinophyceae; Suessiales; Symbiodiniaceae.